Molecule: messenger RNA, 1749 nt
Organism: Lodderomyces beijingensis
Lineage: Eukaryota; Fungi; Ascomycota; Pichiomycetes; Serinales; Debaryomycetaceae
Source: the annotation of a GenBank genome assembly
AUGAGUAAAACAGACUGGUUGUUGGAAUGGGCCAAGGAGAAUGGCGCUGAAUUGAGCCCAAAUUUACAGUUCAAAGAGCUUUCGCUGGAUAACUAUGGCGCAAUCUCAACUGCUGCAGACUCGAAAGCAUCGAUUCUGAUCCCGCGGCAGCUCAUCAUCACUAGCGAUAGAGCACAAGCGUUGUUCUCAGAGGAAACAUACACCAAAUCCACGAACCGCCUCGCUUUGGUGAAGCUAUUUUUGAGCUACGCCAGAACCAAGGAGACGUUUUACAAACCCUAUGUUGACUCAUUGCCCUCUUUGGUGGCGAUUGACUCUCCAUAUACUUGGCCCCCCGAGGAUUUGAAGCUUAUCGAAGGGACAAAUUUGGGCAACUCGCUAAGGGAGAAUAUUGCAUCUAUAGUAGAGGAAUGGUGGUGUGCGCUCAAUUUGGUGCCUGACGAAAUCCAAAAGCCAGAGGAACAUUUCAUCAAUAUGAAAUUUUACUACGAGUUUAAAUUUUACCAAAAUGAUGAUCUUUACAGCUAUUUCACAGAGACACCAGUUGCCAACUGGACGGCGUUUCCCAACUAUUUGUGGGCAACGUUGAUAUUCAAAAGCAGAGCGUUCCCCGCUUACAUUAUUGACUCCAGUGUAGCGAAAAAUGAGCUGAUGUUGUUGCCUGUGGUUGACUUGCUCAAUCAUGAACCUAGUGCCAAGGUUGAAUGGACGGGAACCGAUGGCAAUUUCAAGUUUGAAACUGCCAAAUGUGGAGCUGCUGGAUCUCAAGUGUUUAACAAUUAUGGCUUAAAAGGCAAUGAGGAGUUACUUUUGGGGUACGGUUUUGCCAUUAAUCCCAACCACAAUGACUCGGUUGCGUUGAAACUUCAGAUACCAGCAGAGAGUCUCAAGAAAAUUAAAGCUCGAGGGAUCAAGCUUCCAACACUUGAAGAUUAUACCAAUUCUGUGGUGGAGCGAGAGACACCUACUGCAAAUCAAGACAACAAGGACAGCAAGGACAAUAUCUUGCUUUUUAUCAACGAUAAAAACGUACCCGAUAAUCUCAUCCAAAUCUUCCAAGUAUUGGUGCAGAAUGCGUGGGAGACGGGCAUAACGUUGCGCAAUCGACUAGCUGGACUCAACCAUUUGCGAGCUGCUUUCGAGGCCAAGAAGAAAUUGCUCAAGCUUGAUGGAGUGGACGAGACAACAAAGACGUGUAGGAGGAAGCAGUACAUAAAUUGGUACAUAACUUCCCAAGAUAAGAUCUUGGGCAGCGCAAUUCGAGAAAUCAAAAGGAAAGAAAAACAGCUCCUCAGUGACUACAAGUCGCAAUUGAUUUCAUUAAAGAGUGUUUAUAAAAGGGACAUAAAGUUCCAGCAAUCUUUGUUGUUUCUCGGCUUUAAUGAUUACGAAUCGAUUCUCGAGUCUGAAUUCCAAGACCAGUGCUGGUUGCUUUGGUUGAUACGCUGCUACAACAAGCCCCACUAUUCCAAGGAGCCCCAGGAGGAUCAAUUCUUGCCCGAUUGGAUUCACGAGUUGUUCACCAAGCUUCGAAAAUCCACCGAUGUGUCGACUCAGGACGUGUUGAACUUCAAGCCCAUCCACGAUAACAUCAUGCCUGAGCUCACUUCUUCCGUGCCGGAAGUUUACACGCGCGGGGACUGGUCAGUUGGGGAAUUUGUCGUUGCUGCGAAACUACUCGACCUUGUUUCGUUUGUUAGAGGCAAAGAGCAGGAGUGUAUUGUUGUCGAGCAGGAAUACCAUGUGUGA